Messenger RNA from Fusarium redolens, 1977 nucleotides. RefSeq lists its product as uncharacterized. NCBI's taxonomy places the organism in Eukaryota, Fungi, Ascomycota, Sordariomycetes, Hypocreales, Nectriaceae. The transcript has 3 exons. The record is from RefSeq and is a predicted model, not a curated record. The annotation marks the transcript as partial.
CAGCCAGAUUCAACCGUUGCUCCACCUCCUGAAGAGCCGAAAGAGACUACCAUAGCUCCUGAGGAUGACGGCUCUCAAGCUCCGACAACUUCCAUCAUCCCAAAGCCACAGGAGCCAGAGGAAACGAAUCCACCGGAUCCUCAAGACCCAGCUACUGCAACUGAGCCUAGCCCAGAGGGCCCUGCCUCAGAUUCACCAGGCUCGGAGACACCAGAUGAUCCUGCAACUCAAACUCCAACCAAGGGAGACCCCAUCCCAACAACCCAGAAGCCGCAAGAACCUGAGACCUCAACUCCACCUGCAACGAAUCCAAAGCAACUUGGUCCGACUUCUGUAGAGCCAGAAAGACCUGAGACUUCAGCUGCACAAUCUGAAGGUGCUGAGAACUCCCAAGAUCCUGGAUCUCCUACCACGGUACAGAGGCCUGACAUCCCGCUUCCAACACCUCCUGGUCCUGAUGAUGAUAACCCUGACGAUACGGAUAAGGAUAAGGACAACAAGGACAACGAGAAUAAGGAUAACGACAACAAGGACAGCGACAACAAGGACAGCGAUAACAAGGAUAACGACAACAAGGACAACAAUAACAAAGAUAACGAUAAUAAGGACAAGGAUGACAAGGAUAGUGACAACAAGGAUAAGGACAACAAGGAUAACAAUAACAAAGAUAACGAUAACAAGGACAACGACCCCGAAGACCCGGAUGACAAGCCCAAAGAUCCUAAAGAUCCAGAUGAUGACUGCGAGAAAAAGGAGCCAACCCCCUGCACGAAGACCGUCUCAUUUUACUCUGAGAGUGAAACUUAUACCAGGUACACCUCGCUCAAACCUGUCGACUGUCCCGCUCGUGAAGCCCCCACCAUCACGACAUCUAUUUUUCCCGAGGUAUCUGUUCUAUGGGGGGUUGUUGAUACUGAAGAUCUUGUCAUCCCUCAAGAUCUCCAAGACGUCGACAAUGAGACCAGUCAAUAUUUCCAGCAACUGUUCGAUGACGAAAACAUCUCUAUCAACGAUGCCCAACACGCCGAUGUCAAGUGCGAGCAGAACGCAGACAAGGAUAUUUCUCGAGACUGCUUCAGCCUUAUCCAGGAUUCCUUCUGUCAUGCUGUAGAAAGAAAGAAGGGUGAGCCGUUAGCGCUGAACUUUACAGGCAAUCAGGGGUCUCAGCAGAAACGCGCUUCUCUCGACGAAAGACGCAGGAUGCUACAUGAAAGAGCUGAAGCUUGCGGCGGUGGCUGGAUGUUCGAGUUUGAUUGGAGUGGCGCUACUAACCUUGAUGACUGCUUCACUUCUUGUGAAGACUCGAUGUAUGCUUUUAGUGAUGAGUGCUUCGACUCUGGUAACACUUUCAAAGAGGGUUCUAUCGAUGUUGGAUGUGGGAGCUAUAAGUACAGAGCGGUUCCUGCUCCUACUACGACUGUACAACCGACUACUGUCUUCACCAAUGGUCCCGCUAUCGCGACAUCAGAUGGAAGCUCAUGUGUCCUCACCGCAUUGAACACACAAUGCACUACCACCUCCGAUAAACCAACCUGCACGAUCAAUCCCUCAUGCUCUUCAUGGAUCUCCACAAAACCAACAGAAAAGCCACCAACACCUCUAGGAUUCAAGCCAGUUGUAUGUGAGAAAGAAUCCGACUAUCCCAACCAUCCCGACGUUUCACCAGAUUUCCAGGCCGGGCGCGCAGGCGUCUUCUGCGGUUCCGGUAUCUACGAUAACAAGGCUUCCAAGAUAGGCCCGGGGAGUAAACCAUAUACUGCUGUUCACAAGGGAGGCAAGGUGAAUUAUGUUUAUCAGGUUUCGUGGAUUGAGGGUUGUAAGACUACGGUUUCGGAACAGGAUGUUUCGCAGCCUGUUGGGGAUAAGGGACCGCGAUGCGCUGAGAUUUUCAAGGCUGCAUUUAAAGGCUGUAAUAAUGGUGGUGUUGGAGGAUACAUCGAUGCUGGAUGUCUUCGCUAUGCUUUCAUUGGUGGGAAG